Molecule: messenger RNA, 1191 nt
Organism: Sabethes cyaneus
Lineage: Eukaryota; Metazoa; Arthropoda; Insecta; Diptera; Culicidae
Exons: 5
Coding region: 1-1191 (396 amino acids)
Biological process (GO): detection of chemical stimulus involved in sensory perception of smell; sensory perception of smell
Cellular component (GO): plasma membrane
Molecular function (GO): odorant binding; olfactory receptor activity
Source: RefSeq, a predicted model, not a curated record
AUGGAUAUCUUGGAAGGACUAAAGCGAUACCGUUUGUUUCAACCUGCAGUUGAUGAUGCUGAAGUGAUUUAUCGAAAUGCCGUAGUUCGUAUAGACAGCCACAAUGCUUUCAUGGGGAUCAACAUGUUUAGGAAAAAGAUAAACUUCUGCAACUUUCCGUUCCUCUGGGGAAUCUUUACUUUAUUUUUCUUUACUUACUUAAUGAUUGAAACGGCCUAUUGGUAUCGACAGGAAAUUGAGAAGGUUCUGAUGACGGUAACUACUUUUGGGUUUUCUAUUCAGAUGUCGUCAAAAAUUUACACAUUCAUUCUUACACGCAAGAGAAUCCUCGAAGUGAAUCAAAUGAAUCUGGAUUACUUUCAGCUUGAUGUUGUGAAAAGUACAUCAGUUAAAAAAGCACUUCAGAGAAGUUCCAGUUUAACCCACAUCCUUGUAACGAUAUCGUUAUUUACCUACCAUAUUUUGGCUGGUAUUGUUGCCACAGGGCCUAUGGUUUUGGGUUUGGCAACUUCGAACAAGCUGCUUCCGUUAGGUGUCGAAGUGUUACAUUCUGAUUCCUGGAUUGCCUAUUUCGUAAAUUAUUUAAUGCAGUUUAAUUUGUGCUAUUAUGGCGCAUUUUUAACAACGACCUCAGAGGCUGCAUAUAUUUUGUUUGUUCUUACCGCUACCGGACAUAUUGAUGCUAUAAUUGGAUUGCUAGAUGAAUUGCAGGAUAUGACGAAAAAGCGCGUCGACGAAGCGAAAGUCUCCGAACAGUUGUUCAAAGUUCUUCAAAUUCAUCAGUAUCAUCAACACUAUAUGAGAAAAAUCGUCGAUUUGUUUCAGGUUUACUUUCUCCUUGCUAUCGCCUCACUUUAUUCCUGCGUGACGAUCAGUUUGGCUUCAUUUGUUCUGAUAAAUUGGUAUAUUGGAAUGGUGGUCGUUUUCUUCGCGUCUUUCCAGAUAUUUUUUAUGUGCUUUCUUGGAACUCAUCUCCAGAUGAAGAAUGAUCAGUUAAUGACAGUAGUGGGCUCAUUCGCUUGGUUUGCUCUCCCUGUUCGUGACCAGAAACAAGCAAUUUUAUUUCUUGCCGCGACUCAAAGGCCAAUUUCUCCGACGGCUGUUUUGGGUAUACUGAAUGUGGAAACUUUUCUUAAGAUUUAUAAAAGUGUGUACUCAAUGCUGAUGGUACUGUUACGUGUUAAAGUAUAA